This is a messenger RNA of Rhagoletis zephyria (snowberry fruit fly), 2658 nucleotides long. It is a transcript of the gene Balat, whose product is annotated as Beta-alanine transporter. Gene Ontology annotation, molecular function: transmembrane transporter activity. The record is from RefSeq and is a predicted model, not a curated record. Gene Ontology annotation, cellular component: membrane. NCBI's taxonomy places the organism in Eukaryota, Metazoa, Arthropoda, Insecta, Diptera, Tephritidae. Gene Ontology annotation, biological process: transmembrane transport.
GAGUAUUUUGGAAAUUAAUUUAAUGGAAGGAUUCAUGCCUCAAAAAAAAAUAAUAAUUGGAGGAGGAACUCGGGUAAACAUAAACAAACCAAAAUGUGAGCGUCCAAUAUCUAUCUUUGUUCUUCUUUAUGAUCAUCCAGCCAAUAAAUCUUAAACACUACAUAGAUCCAAUAUUUCACUAGUUCAAAAAAGAACCCCGAUAUAGCUAGCAUUCUACCAGUCCCUUUAUGUGUCAUCCCAUUUUUACCACAGGGUAUAUAUUCAUCUAUUUGCACAUGCGGAAAACUAUGUGGUCUUUAGGUAUCCCAUUGAGACGGAGACCUUGCUAACGCUAGGGUAGCCAAUUAAUUAAACAGGCUACUGCCCAUAAUAUAAUUAUGCCCAAUUGAAUUUGCAAAUCAAAACAGCUACAUACUACAUUCUCAGUCGACAAAGCAGAAACAGAAUCCAUCAUUGCGCUAUAGAGAUUUUACUCGUAGCUGCAGCUAAAUGCAUACAAAUGUGCUAAAUUAUUUUUUAUUUGGGGUAGCCUUUGAUGAAUGUUGGUUCCACUAAUUUUGGCUGUGUCGCGCGCGUUCAGUUCCAAGUGGGCUCUUGCGUCGCGCAGUUUUUUGCUUCGUUGCGAACGCUUUAAAUAUAUCUACAGCUUAUAAAGGAGUUAUGAAUAUUCUUUCAGCCGUCUAAUUAUCCUACCAUCCAUGGAUUUCGAUGAAGUACUUAAAGAGGUCGGAUCCUUUGGUUUGUACCAGAAAAUUAUUAUUUGUUCGGUGCUAUUACCUGCAGCGUUGCCUUGUGCCUUCCACGCCUACAGUCAAUUAUUUAUCGCAGCAACGCCGAAGCAUUGGUGUCGUGUGCCCGAAUUGGAACCAUGGGCGCAGGACUAUGGUGCGCUGGUGAAAAACCUAAGCAUACCUUUGAGCAUGGUGAACAGCAGCGUUGAGUAUGCCAGCUGCGCGAUGUACAACCGCAAUUACUCGGAUAUUGUGCGAUAUAUGGAGUACCGCACCCCUAUAGAGUUGCAACAAGAUAAGGUCUGGCAAAUCGGCAAUCCAGGACGUACCCCAGUUCUGAGCUGCCAACAUGGCUGGUAUUAUGAUCGCUCAAUGUACAGCAGCACAGUGGUUACAGAGUGGAAUCUUGUAUGCGACCAAAGCUUUUUGGUUACGCUGGCUUUGGUUCUGUUUGGCGUUGCUGGCUUGAUCGGCAACUACGUCUUCGGCUAUCUGCAGGAUAAGUGGGGACGUCGACCCUCCUUUUAUGUUUAUCUUCUUAUAGAAAUUGUCGCAUGCGCAGCUAGUGCCUUCGCAUGGAACUACUAUUCCUGGUUGGGUAUGCGUUUUGUUGUGGGUCUCACCGUGCCGGCCAUACUCGCAAGUCCUUAUGUCCUUGCUAUUGAACUGGUUGGUCCUGAGCGUCGCGUCUUUUGCACGAUAGUCUCAAAUAUUGCUUACUCAUGCGGACUGGUACUACUCGCAGGCAUAGUGUAUCUAAUAAGGGAUUGGCGCUUUCUCACACUGACCGUAUCUUUGCCACUGCUGCUGCUUUUCUCUUGCUAUUUCGUGCUACCGGAAUCGCCGCGUUGGCUGCUCGCAGUGGGUAAAACACGACAGGCGGCACGAGUUUUGAAAACCAUUGCGCGUGUUAAUGGCCACAACAUCCCACCAGAUUUCGUAAAAAUCGUGCACCAAAAAUUACAGCAGGCCGAAGCGGCAAUGGGAAAAGAGACAGAGACAUCUUAUGGUAUCUUGGAUUUAUUUCGCACCACAAACAUGCGUCGUAAAACAUUGAUUAUAACGCUAAUUUGGUUUGCGAACACCAGCGUCUAUGUGGGACUGAGCUAUUAUGCGCCAGCUUUGGGUGGUGAUGAAAUAUGGAACUUCUUUCUCGCUGGCGUUGUUGAGCUACCUACCUACAUUAUGCUAUGGCCAGGCUUAAGCUACUUCGGCCGACGUUGGAUACUUUGCAUAUCUAUGUUGGUGGGGGGUGUGGCAUGUGUUUUGACAUUGCUGUACGAUGAACAGCCAGAGAUAAUGCUGCUACUCUACUGCAUCGGUAAGAUGGGCAUUUCGUCGGCAUUCGUAGUGCUACCAUUACUCGCUUCCGAACUCUAUCCGACUGUGGUGCGUGGCUUGGGCAUGAGCUUCAGUUCGGUGGUCGCGAUGAUCGGACCCAUAGUCAUACCAAUUAUUAAUCACAUGGGUCAGCGCAUGCUUGUGCUGCCGCUAAUAAUAAUGGGCGCGCUAUUAAUUAUCGGCGGCUUUGCUAGCCUUUUCCUGCCGGAGACACGUGGCAAAAAUUUACCACAAACCAUUGAAGAGGGUGAAUCGGUGCCGUUGAAAUAUUUCAAUUGCUGUUGCUGUUGUUGCUGCACAAAGACACCGCGCAGUCCCGACUUGAAUAACUCAGCACUGAUUGCUAAAUAUAAGCGACAGCGUGAACGAGAGCAAUUUGGACGGGGACGAGGGCAGCCAAUGACGGUUUGUAGCAUUUGCAAAAAUGAAAUUAAAGAGACGUGAGAGUUUUCAUUGUAGGAUUAGUGCACAGCUAUUGUAUAAUAUAUGUAUUUAUCUAUUUAGAAAUUACGGUUGAGAGUUUAAAAUAUUCAAACAUUGAGAGUUUUUGUGCCAAAAAUUGUUAAAAAAAAAAUUAAAUUAGUUA